Messenger RNA from Trypanosoma grayi, 402 nucleotides. RefSeq names its product biotin/lipoate protein ligase. Gene Ontology annotation, biological process: protein modification process. The record is from RefSeq and is a predicted model, not a curated record. The transcript has a single exon. Gene Ontology annotation, cellular component: cytoplasm. Gene Ontology annotation, molecular function: biotin--[biotin carboxyl-carrier protein] ligase activity. Lineage: Eukaryota; Euglenozoa; Kinetoplastea; Trypanosomatida; Trypanosomatidae. The coding region runs from base 1 to 402 and encodes 133 amino acids.
AUGCCUGAAAGCAUCCAGCCGAACAUCCACUGUGUGGGCGACGUGGAGUCCACGAUGGGGGUCGCUCGUGAGAUUAUGGCCAACGCCAACGGUGCUCCAUACGCCGUGCUUUCGGAGUCACAGUCGAAGGGACGCGGUACCACUGGCCGCACGUGGGUGUCACCAAAAGGAAAUAUGUACUUCACUCUCUGCGUUCCUGAGAAGUCAAUCAACGAGGCGUUCGUUCCGAUUCUGCCGCUCGUCACGGGGCUUGCGUGCCGCGCGGCCGUCAUGGAGCUCAUCAAGGGUGCCAAUGUACAUGUGAAGUGGCCAAAUGACAUCAUCUACGAUGCCAAAAAGAUUGGCGGAAGCCUCGUGGAGAACGAGGAGGAGNGCCAAUGUACAUGUGAAGUGGCCAAAUGA